Molecule: messenger RNA, 1669 nt
Organism: Schistocerca piceifrons (Central American locust)
Lineage: Eukaryota; Metazoa; Arthropoda; Insecta; Orthoptera; Acrididae
Product: mitochondrial ornithine transporter 1-like
Exons: 7
Coding region: 319-1239 (306 amino acids)
Biological process (GO): mitochondrial L-ornithine transmembrane transport
Molecular function (GO): L-ornithine transmembrane transporter activity
Source: RefSeq, a predicted model, not a curated record
CCACAUUGCCAGGACACUGGACAGUCAAUACCGCUGCAGAAGUUUAACAACAACAACAAUAAUAAUAAUCAUCAUCAUCAUCAAAAUGGGGCUAGACAUAUUGUAGCUGCAGGCUUGAGAAUAAUGAAUCCAUAUGGGAAAUAUUUCACAGUUUACAUUGUGUACUAGGCGAACACUAUAAUAUGUCGUCUGUGUGUAAAAGUUGUGCCAAACGUUUAAACUUAACCAGAUAAUCGCGAAAAUCAUGUGAUCUGUCAAACAUAAAGAGGAAGUGGAACUAUUCUUUUUCCAACACAAAGAAACUGGUUUUGAUACAAGAUGUCUCACUCAGGAGAUGCAGCAAAUAACAUUAAAGAUAUGGCUAUUGAUUUCAUAGCAGGAUCCUUAGGAGGAAUUGGCUCAGUUUAUGUUGGUCAACCUUUGGAUACUGUAAAAGUGAAAAUGCAGACAUUUCCAGCAUUGUAUCAGGGAAUGGUGGAUUGUUUUCGACAAACUCUAAUGAAGGAAGGAGUUGCAAGAGGUCUGUAUGCUGGGACAGUGCCAGCUAUAGCAGCAAAUGUUGCCGAGAACUCUGUUCUCUUUGCUUGUUAUGGAUUAUGCCAAAAAGCUAUAGCAAAAGCUGUGGGAGUCCAGAAUACUGGUGAUCUGAGCACUCUUGCAAAUGCUUCUGCAGGUUUCUUUGCUGCCUUCUUUUCAUCCCUUGUUUUGUGCCCUACAGAGCUGGUUAAAUGCCAACUACAAGCCAUGCGGGAGGUUCAGAUGCAAUCACUGAAACAAGGGGAUACAGUGAGUAAAAUUGGACCAUUCCGCUUAACGAAGAAUAUCUUACAAAAAGAUGGGAUCAAUGGUUUGUUCAGAGGAUUAACAUCAACAAUUGCCCGUGAAAUGCCUGGGUAUUUUUUCUUUUUUGGAGGAUAUGAGGCAUCUAGAACAUUCCUUACUCCACAAGGGCAAACAAAAGAUGAUAUAGGACCCCUCAAGACAAUGGCCUCAGGUGCAAUUGGUGGAGUCGUAUUCUGGAUGGUCACAUUUCCUGCUGAUGUGAUAAAAUCACGUAUUCAGGUAGCAGGUUCAAAGGAGACAAUGAUUUCAGUUCUGAUGCGUAUCAUUCAGAAAGAAGGUCCAUAUGCACUCUACAAUGGCCUUCGACCAACUGUUGUCCGUACAAUUCCUGCCACUGCAACAUUGUUCCUUGUGUAUGAGAAUAGUAAGAAACUCAUGCACCAUUUUACUGACUGAAGUAUUUAAAUAGAAAUGAUCAUGCUGCACUAGAAUGCAUAAAUUGUGCAAAAGUACUGUAAUAUGGGUAAUAGUAAUAUAUUAGCCAACACAAAGAGCAUGUAAAUCCACAAACUCACCUAGGACAGUUAACUCUUGAAUAAUAUGCAGGCAUCAUUUUGUUACUUUUUGUGAAAAUAUAAAUAACUAUAUUUUAAAGACAACAUUUUUCAUAAGGAAAUGUGAUGAGCAUUGGAAUCAUUCACCCAGUAUGGCAGAGCUAUGUGGAUGUAAGGUAUGCACUCAUAAUGCCUUUGUAGAAUUCUUUUGUAUAAUUUCCAUAAACUUACAAUGUAAGUUUGUUUGUAUUUAAGACAGAUGGCUGGCUAUGGAUCAUUUGUCAAAAAGUGUGAAAUCAAGGUCAAGUUUAUAAUAAAACAAAUUACAAAUA